Molecule: messenger RNA, 222 nt
Organism: Plenodomus lingam JN3
Lineage: Eukaryota; Fungi; Ascomycota; Dothideomycetes; Pleosporales; Leptosphaeriaceae
Source: RefSeq, a predicted model, not a curated record
AUGCAAGAAUCUGCCGAUAGGCGUCGCGUUGGGACUUUCCAACAAAGCAGCCCAUGUGCGUCGCCGACAUGGGGUACCGCCAUUGCUUCUAUACCCAACAUUCAGAGCUUGGAACUUAUCCUCGAGACUUUUGCGGUUGAAAAGGCCCAGCUGGAUGCGGUUGUGGAAUGUGCAAAGACUUGGAGGUUUCCAAUUGUGACUUUUCGACAGGUUUUGUUGUAG